Lampris incognitus (smalleye Pacific opah) is the source of this 3590-nucleotide messenger RNA. Its product is annotated as sodium/hydrogen exchanger 9-like. The record is from RefSeq and is a predicted model, not a curated record. Gene Ontology annotation, biological process: proton transmembrane transport; sodium ion transport; regulation of pH. Gene Ontology annotation, cellular component: recycling endosome; membrane. The transcript is spliced from 19 exons. Gene Ontology annotation, molecular function: sodium:proton antiporter activity. Bases 1 to 2178 code for a protein of 725 amino acids. Lineage: Eukaryota; Metazoa; Chordata; Actinopteri; Lampriformes; Lampridae.
AUGCCGGAGCCCGGUAAGCGCAGGCGAGACGGCGCUGCGCUGCUCACCGUCGUCGGGCUGAUCAUCAUAACCAUCCUGAGCAUGUGGCGGUUAAAGCGGAUGAGAUUUAAGUUUAUUCAUGUAACCGGAGGGGCAAUGUUGUACGGUGCGCUUUUGGGAUUGGCGGUGAAGUGCUUGUCAUCCGCAAGAGGGGAAGACUUGGAGGGUGUGCGUGUUUGCCUGAACGGCACCCACCUCCCCGCGACCACCAACGUCACAACACAGGCGCGCUGCUACAGGUGUACGGAGGAGGGACUCAGCCCUCACACAAGCCAAGGAUGCCCCCUCUUCCCGAUGCUUGACGAGGUGACCUUUGAUCCUGAGGUGCUUCUCAAUCUGUUCCUGCCGCCCAUCAUCUUCCAUGGAGCCUACACCCUUAAUCAGAGACGAUUCAUCAACAACCUGGGAUCUGUGCUGACCUUUGCCCUCUUGGGAACAAUAAUCUCUUGUGGGAUCAUUGGGGCCUGUGUGUACGGCUUCACUCGGCUGAUGGUGCUGGCAGGCCAAGCUGCAGAGCCGGACUUCCCCUUCAUCGACUGCCUCCUGUUUGGAGCCAUGGUGUCGACCACUGACCCAGUAUCCGUGCUUGGCCUCCUCUCAGAGCUGCGUGUGGACCCGGAUCUGCACGCCCUGCUGUUCGGAGAGAGCGUCCUCAAUGAUGCCACGGCCAUCGUCUUGACUCAUGCCAUCGGUGCCUACAGACAGGUGGACGGAGGACACGCCUUCAGCGCCCCCACCUUCUUCCUAUCGAUGGGCCACUUCCUGGCGGUGUUUGCCGGCUCCUUUUUUCUGGGUUUUGCGUUCGCAGUAACCACAGCUCUCCUCACAAAGUUCACUCGGCUGAGUGACUGUCCACUGCUGGAGACGUCCCUUCUCUUCCUGCUGUCGUGGUGCAGCUUCCUGUCGGCGGAGGCCUGUGGCCUAUCAGGUAUCGUGGCAGUGCUGUUUUGUGGGUUGACUCAGGCCAGAUACACGCUCCACAAUCUUUCCUUAGAGGCCAAGACCAGGGCCAGACAGCUCUUUGAAUUCUUCAACUUCCUUGGAGAGAUUUUUAUCUUCACCUGCAUGGGAUAUGUAUUGUUGACAUUUCCAUGCCAUGUCUUCAAAGCCCUCUUCAUAUCUGGGGCAUUUCUUGCCAUCUUCGUGUCCAGAGCCUUUAACAUCUAUCCUUUGUCGUUCCUCUUAAACCUGGGCCGCCAAACCAAGAUACCUUGUAACGUCCAGCACUUCAUGAUGUUUGCAGGUUUGAGAGGGGCUGUGGCUUUUUCCCUUGCCAUCAGAGACACGUCCAAGGAGGUGAAACGAACCAUCCUCACCACCACCCUCCUGGUAGUGUGCAGCACAGUCUGGCUACUAGGCGCCGCUGCUAGACCAGUACUGCGCCGACUGAACAUCAGGCGGGUUCCCUCUGAGAAUCCAACCUGUGUGUCGUCCAUUCACUGCAAGACAGCUUGGCACAGACAACUAAACGAAGGCAAUGAACUGGAAAAGGAGACGGAGACCUUUCCCCGAACAGAUUACAUCUUCUCACCGAGUUAUCUCUUCCUGAAGCCGGCGCGGGCCCUGGCCACCGCCCCCAUGUGUUGCAACUGCUCUCAGGGAGGAGGGAGGAAAGACACAAACUUGGUUUCAGAGCGCGGCGGAGGAGCGCAGGGGAGAGGCCGAGCGAGAGUAGAUGCAGAUGAAGAUCCAGAGGACUGUUCUCCUGCUGCGGUCGACACAGGAAGACCGCGUGCACAGGCGGGUCGGCCAGACCGAACAGCGGGCCUGUGGCACCGUCUGGACUCCAAAUAUCUAAAGCCGGCGCUGACACACUGCGGACCCCCGCUGACCAGCUCUCUGCCAGGGUGGUGCAGGCCACUGGCCAGGCUCUUCAGUCCCCGUGAGGACAAGGAGCAGCUGCAGGAGAUGGCCGACGGCACCCCCGAUGAGAUGGAGAAAGCGGAGGAGGACCAGCAGGAGCACGUGGGGGGCAACGCCGAACCCGGACACCAGGAAGACCUGGAGGCGGGGGACCUGGGCCUCGGGACGGGCCAGCCUCCAGCUGCUGAGGAGCGGCCCGGGCCUCCGGGAGUCUCCUCCAUCCACAGCUUGUCAGAAACGGUCCCCGCUUCUGCCUCUGCCGCCCGCGCAGAAUGAGGUCACAGGCCGGCGCAUGUUAAAAUUCAGACCGGGAGCUCGAGUUACGCAAGGUCCCAAAAGAUCACUCGCCGCCUCUGCCCCUCGCACACACACACGCACAGACACGGGUCGGGGGGUUACUGGGAAAAGGGCGUAACAGCAGAGAUCAUUGUAUUUUACGGGGCUGUCUUGUUGUUGCACCCUCUGGGGAUAAAAUGGCCAGUGCAUUUCAGCACUGGAAGUGAAAGGGGGGGUUAUUUUUAACAGUCCUCUGGUAGUGGCUGUAUUGAAAGUGCACCGUGUUUCCUUUUGUUUUGGGGUUGUUUUUUUUUUCCCACGUGAGCAUCAAAACCGGUUUAACAAACCUCGCUCGUGCUCAGAUGUCUCAUGGUAAAUUCAACGCUCCUGCAGAGUCCCGCUUCUGUUUAUCUUUCAAACCCGGUGACACCCGAGUCAAACAACUCCCCUCCUCUCUGGUGCCUUCAGCUGCGGGAGGAACGUCGGCGACUAUCUGCUGUUUAAUAAUACGCUCGCUUGUUCGGCACUUUUCAUUUCUGUCGAAGCGGCGAAGCGUGGAAAUUAACCCGCACCGUCUCCGGCGCCUGCGAAUCCGUUAAUUGACUUGCGUUUCCCUUUAAUCAGCUGGAAUGCUAUUUUUGUGCCAAAGUAGCUUCGCUCUCCCCUCGGCUCCUUUAUUAAACAUUUAUUGCAGCCCCCUCCCCCAAUCCUUUUAACUGAUUCAAAUGUAUUCCAUCGAAUUCAUCACCCCCCCUCGCCCACCCACCCACCACCCACCCCGAACCCCAUCCUACUUACCGUCUAUUGCUGAACCAGAACGCUUGCCGAUGCUUUAAGUGUAUUAGCAUCAUUUAGGGGAGAGGUGAUUAGCAUUUGAGGCCCGCCGCCACUGUAUAGAUCGCCACGUUGCCAUCUCCCUAGCACAUCAUCAUAAGUCUCCGGGCCCCAUCCCCCCCCCCCCUUGAAUUAAGCAGGGUGUUGUUCGUGGCACCGGCCCAGUAAAUUGAAGGUUAGGCUUUGUGAAUAUGUAGACUGUUUUCCCUCGUAUUAAUAGGAUCAUUGCCCUUGGAAAUGAGCACCAUGAGGGGGCGGUGGGGUUGGGGGGGGGGCUGCAUCAUGAAUGCGUGGGUGCAUCUAUGGAAUGCUGCUGCUUUAAGGUUCGGCGUGGCCGCCAGAGGAAACGCGAGCUCUUCUCCUCGCUGGUCCGGAGCAGUGUUUUGAACACAGCCGUUGCACUUGUGUUUAGACGGUUAAUGACUGCGGCAAACUUUUAUCGGGAUGCUGGUGGGCUGAGGCGCUGAACUGUUUGAAGUCAGCCAAGUACAUCAGCGUUGAGUGCACACGCUCCUCUGUAGCUCUGCCUCUAUCUAUCCAGCCCAGCCGCUUGUCAAUAAUACCCCCCAUCAACCGCA